Rotaria socialis is the source of this 912-nucleotide messenger RNA. Lineage: Eukaryota; Metazoa; Rotifera; Eurotatoria; Philodinida; Philodinidae. The record is from the annotation of a GenBank genome assembly.
AUGUUACGUUUAAUACCUACGUUUAUUCGACAAUUCGCUUUUACGGUGCAUCGUUCUGCUAGCCGAUCAUCAAAUUCUCAUUCAAAUAAUGAACCUCGUGUUCAUCUUCAUCCAGGAAAUCAACAAACAAUCGAAGAACUUGCUCAAAAUAUUCCCAAACAACGCAAACAAGAUAUUGAACAAUUAUAUGAAUUUGAAAAACUUGAAAUUAAUAAUCAACCAUCAGCUCGUGAUGAAUAUCGUCAUGAACUCAAACGAGGAGAAAACGGUGUCUUCGAUUUAGACGAUCUCGUGCAAUUACUUCGUGAUGAACGCAUGAAAGAUAUAUGUGUUAUUGAAAUUCCACCUGAACAGCAAUACGCACGAUAUUUAAUAUUAGCUACUGCUUUCAGUGGUCGUCAUUUGACAAGUACAAGUGAAUAUGUUAAUAAAUUAUAUAAAGCCAAAAAGAAAUCCAGUGAUCCCUACUUAAGUAAUGAUUGUCGUGAUGGUUCAAGAUGGCAUGCAAUGGAUAUGGGCUAUAUAGUAUUGCACUUGAUGGACGCUGAAACACGUGAGCAGAAUGAUCUUGAAACAUUAUGGUGUGUUGGUCCAAAAUAUGAUGAUCAAGUGUAUACAAUUCAACAAUCAUUAAAUGAAAUCAGAAAAAUGGAUGAACAAUUGAAAGAAGAAGAAGUGCUAACAACUGUUGAAAAAUAUGGACCACUUGAUAAUCCCUAUUCACAUCUUCGCUACCCACUCGAAGGUCCCGGUGUAUUUCAAGAUCCACCACCACGAAAACAAAUGACAUUAGGCGAUCUUCCACAUAAAAAAAAUGUUGAAGAACAAGUCAAUAUUGAAGUAGAAAAAGAAUUUAUCGAUUUACCAAGUGAUCCAAAACCACCGGUUUAUAAAGGACAAAAAGUCAAUUGA